Molecule: messenger RNA, 495 nt
Organism: Chrysoperla carnea
Lineage: Eukaryota; Metazoa; Arthropoda; Insecta; Neuroptera; Chrysopidae
Gene: RpS27
Product: 40S ribosomal protein S27
Exons: 2
Coding region: 160-414 (84 amino acids)
Biological process (GO): ribosomal small subunit assembly; translation
Cellular component (GO): ribosome; cytosolic small ribosomal subunit
Molecular function (GO): structural constituent of ribosome; RNA binding
Source: RefSeq, a predicted model, not a curated record
AUUAAUUUGUUUGAUGAAUGUUGGUAUUACUGGUAAAAUAGAAAACACCAGGAAGAGACGAAAACACCAUUCCUUUUUUACAUGUAAGCCGCAGUGCUAUCACCACGUGUUUGAGUGAAAUUAUUUUAACAUUUUAAGGAUAAUUUUAACUAAGCAAAAAUGCCAUUAGCAAUUGACUUAUUGCACCCAAAUCCAGAACAACAGCGUCGGGCACAUAAGAAAAAACGAUUAGUACAACAUCCAAAUAGUUAUUUUAUGGAUGUCAAAUGUCCUGGUUGUUAUGCAAUUUCAACGAUAUUUAGCCAUGCCCAAUCAGCAGUACCUUGCAAAGGAUGCUCCACAAUUUUAUGCACAUCAACCGGGGGCAAAGCAAGACUUACAGAAGGAUGUUCAUUCAGGCGUAAACAACAUUAAGUAUUUAAUUCAUAAAAAAUUGUAUGUUAAGAAUAUCCUGUAAAUUAAAUUUUGCUAUAAAUAAAAUGGAAACUUAACAAA